This is a messenger RNA of Oreochromis niloticus (Nile tilapia), 4572 nucleotides long. RefSeq names its product protein tyrosine phosphatase non-receptor type 11b (gene ptpn11b). The coding region runs from base 142 to 1929 and encodes 595 amino acids. Gene Ontology annotation, molecular function: receptor tyrosine kinase binding; non-membrane spanning protein tyrosine phosphatase activity; cell adhesion molecule binding. Gene Ontology annotation, biological process: positive regulation of ERK1 and ERK2 cascade; protein dephosphorylation. The transcript is spliced from 16 exons. Lineage: Eukaryota; Metazoa; Chordata; Actinopteri; Cichliformes; Cichlidae. The record is from RefSeq and is a predicted model, not a curated record. Gene Ontology annotation, cellular component: cytoplasm.
UGAAGGUAAAAACCGGAAGGCGUGUCGGUAGUUAUGUGUAGCCCAGCACGCAGGUUCAACAGAUCCUCUCAGUGUUCAUAACAACUCCGCGGAGCCAGAAGGGGAACGUUUGAGGGCACUUGACAGCUUUCAGAGACUGCUAUGACAUCUCGCAGGUGGUUUCACCCCAACGUUACCGGAAUCGAGGCAGAGCAGCUCCUGUUGACCCGGGGAGUCCACGGCAGUUUUCUGGCCCGGCCGAGCAAGAGCAACCCGGGGGAUUUUACCCUCUCUGUCAGGCGUAAGGAUGAGGUGACCCACAUUAAGAUCCAGAACACUGGUGACUACUAUGACCUGUAUGGAGGCGAGAAGUUCGCCACACUGGCCGAGCUGGUGCAGUAUUACACUGAACAACAGGACCUCCUGCGCGAGAGGAAUGGUGAUGUCAUUGAGCUUAAAUAUCCGCUCAACUGCAAGGACCCCACAUCUGAGAGGUGGUACCACGGGCACCUCUCAGGUCGAGACGCAGAGAAACUGCUUACGGAAAAAGGCAAAGCCGGCAGCUUUCUGGUACGGGAGAGCCAGAGUAAACCGGGAGACUUUGUCCUCUCCGUCCUCACUAAUGAGGAGAAACAUGACAAUGUGGACCGCAAGACCAAGGUCACCCAUGUGAUGAUACACUACCAGCAGGACGGCAAGUACGACGUGGGUGGUGGUGAGAGGUUCGACACCCUGGCUGACCUGGUGGAGCACUAUAAAAAGAACCCCAUGGUGGAAAAAAGUGGCAUUGUAGUACACCUCAAACAGCCUUUUAAUGCCACGAGGAUAAAUGCUGCCAACAUUGAAAACCGGGUACGAGAGCUCAACAAAGUAGCAGACAACUCUGAGAAACCCAAACAAGGAUUCUGGGAAGAAUUCGAGGUACUUCAGCAGCAGGAGUGUAAACUGCUGUAUCCCCGGAAAGAAGGCCAAAAGCCAGAAAACAAGAGUAAAAACAGAUACAAGAAUAUCCUCCCCUUCGACACGACACGUGUUGAAAUCAGGGAAAUGGAUCCUGAUGUUCUUGGUUCAGACUACAUCAAUGCCAACUAUAUCAGAAGUAUGCAUGAAGAUGGACGUUUUGUGGAGGAGGGUAAAGUCUUCAUUGCCACCCAAGGGUGUCUACAAAACACGGUCGUUGACUUCUGGAAGAUGGUGUAUCAGGAGAAUUCACACGUAAUUGUCAUGACCACAAAGGAGAUGGAACGAGGACGGAACAAAUGUUUCCGUUACUGGCCAGACCUUCAUGCCACUAAGGAGUUUGGAAAAGUGCUGGUGAGGAAUGUGGACGAGCGGCCAGCACAAGACCAUAUCCUGAGGAAGCUGGAGGUGACACGUCUGGACCGGAAGGAGCCUGUGAGGUACAUCUGGCACUAUCAGUACCUGAGCUGGCCAGACCACGGAGUGCCCAAUGAGCCUGGAGGCGUCCUCUGGUUCCUAGAGGAGGUCAACCGCACCCAGAGCACCAUUCCACACACUGGGCCAAUUGUCGUCCACUGCAGUGCAGGCAUCGGCAGAACUGGCACAAUUAUCGUCAUUGACAUCCUUAUCGACAUUAUUAACCGCCAAGGUCUCGACUGCGACAUCGACGUCCCAAAGACCAUCCAGAGGGUACGGCAGCAGAGAUCGGGCAUGGUGCAAACAGAGGCUCAGUAUAAGUUCAUCUACAUGGCUGUGCAGCAGUACAUAGACACAGUGCAGAAGAGACUGGAGGAGGAGCAGAGGAAUAAGAUGACAGAGAGGGAAUAUUCCAAUAUCAAAUAUCCCCAGAUGACCAACUCGAGGUCCAAGCACAACAUGACCUCCUCACGCUCUUCUUCUGUGCUGACAAACGACGAUUCAUCAAGCGUAUACGAGAACAUAAACUUCAAAAGCCCUCAGACAUCUUUCAGCAGUAAUACCAGGAGGUAAAAUCGGCGCCGUGGACCUCCUCUUCUGUCUGCCUCUCUCUCCUGAAAAUCCCUUGGGAGGGUGGGGGGGGCUCCACACUCGGUACACUCCACAUCGCUGGAUCUUGGCGCGGACCGAAGGUGGCUAGCUGAUGUGUCUGCUGCCACCGUCCUGCUGGACUUCUGUCUGGACUUCUGUGGAGUCCACAGCAUAGUGCCCUUACUCAGGCCCCCCACUUCCACUUGCCCUUUUUCUUCCCUCCUGUGCUAAUGCUUCUCCCUUUCUUAACCAGCACAAGUGCCUUGUCACAGGAUGUGUCUGUAAUCUAGCCAACCCAAACCCACUGUUACUCUGCAAGUCUACAUGAAGGCAAAAACAGUUUUCUCUUAGGGUGACAGAUAUUAAAUGUGGAGCCCGGCCUGGCCUGAAGUGAACGGAGCUGUGUGGGACUAAGGGAAGAGGUCAAAACUAAGCCGUUUGUCCGCACGCUGCCCCGACUCACUCGGUUAUCUCUUUCUCAGUCUUGGCUGCCUGUCGUCUAAAUUGGAUUCUAAGACUGUUUUUGCUGUGUUCUGUCUGUCCAGCUGUGGUGGUUAUUAAUGUGGCCGCUGAAUGAUGGCAAGGGCAGUUGCAUAACCUGCUUCAUGACCCCAGUCACAAGAAGGGCAAGCAAGUCCCCUCCUCCUUUGAAUCUUUAAUGAAGUUGUCUUUUUAAGUUGUGAAAGUGAAUAAAUUUUAUUUAGAUAUGACUGAUUAUCAAAGUUUUGUAUUGUGAAAGAGUUAUAUAUAAUCUUACUAGCUGCAAAUGCAAUCCACUGUUCUUUAACAAUAUUGGAGGUGAUUUGUUUUCGCCGUCGGGACAAAACCAGUCUGCCCCGACUGUCUAUGAACGUGAACAUGACCUCCAGUUAAAGAACAGUCAUUCAUGAAAACUAGGGCUGUUCUGUCCAUCAAGUCAUUUUUUUUUCUUUUACUGAUGUUGGUAUAAUGGUUAUGUUUUGAUGUUUAUUUAAAUAUAUAUUUAUAAAGAUGCGCUGUGGUGUAAGAAAUCAUUCUUAGAUAUCUGAAGUCCAUAUUUGACAGAAAACUGGGUGGAAAGGAUUCCUGAAUGGACGGUCGGAGUCGUGCUCAGCCGACCGCCGUCUCGCAGCUUAGUUUGACUGGUCGUCCUUGUUAAUCAGCGGGUCUGAUGCUGUUCAACAUCUGUCAGGGGGUAGAUUGUCACAAGGAGACAAGGGAAAGGGGGGCGAUUACAGUGAGGCAGAUGGCCAUCUGGCCCACUGUAAUCACGCCGAGAUUGAAGAAUAGAUUUGUCUCCAAAAAGUAAUUUAGAAGAUGGCCGUAAUCCAGGCUUGAUGAUAGCAGAGCGAGUAAGCUGACGUCACUGAUGUGAUAAGGAAGACGGCGGUGCCGCUGCGCAAAGUGCUGUGCAGCAGCUUGUUGGCUAUUUUUAGCCUCAAGAAGCAGCACCAAAAUAUCCUGCGCAAAUAGAAGCGUAGAAAUGUUGGAAGUCUGUCCUAGAUGGUUUAAACCGUAGUCACUCAAUGUCCUGAAAACCCAUUUUUAAAGAAAAACAAACUACUGAAUGUCUGACCGGUGGUAAUAUGUUCAGUCCACUUUUUUUCCUAUUCAAGCAUCAAAAUAAAAGCGUGAAUGAGUGGCACUCGUCAGGAGUGUUCACACCGUUCGUCUUUACAGCUGGACUCCCACAGGUGCAGCUUGUGAUUUAAUGUUGUUUUUGAAAUGAACACAAUUUAUGAUACAGCCAAGCACAAUCAAAUUCUUUCUUUCUUUCUUUCUUUCUUUAAAUGGUUGACUCUUAUGUGAAUAAAAGCUCUGUUUUACAUGAAUGUCAGUGAAGGCCCACAGGACGUCUGUGGGUGAAGAAAAUGCUGCACCACUUGUUCGUCCCUUGAAUUUGAGCACUGAUGGCGUGUGAAUCCUCCUGUUUUUCUGUGUUUUUGUUUUUCUCUUCAUGAACUGUGAUUUUAUGUCCAAUGAAUGAGAAACGACUUGUUGGGUUGUUUUCUUCGUCCUGCGCUGGGAUAAUUUUGUUUGUUCGUUCUUUCUUGUAUUUUUCUUUUGCCUCUAUUGGUCAGAUUGUGUUUAUGAUUUGGUGAAACAUCAGUACUUGAAAGUGUGAAACUGCUGAACCUCAGGCUGUGUGGAUGUUCGUUAGCUUUUUUGUAGUGCACUAAAUUUUUGCCAUCAGUGUUUAUCUUGUUUUGUUUCAGAUUGUAUAGUGUUUGAUUUUUAUUCGUUCUUGCGUUUUUUACCUUGACUUUUUUGUAAAUCUGUAAUUUUACCAAUGAUAAAAUUCAGGCUCUGAGUUGUACCAGCGCACACAGAUUUGCAAAAGUAACGUGGUAUUUUCACUCUGCUCGUCAUCUUACACUUACUUGAACAUGAGUUCGAUGUGUGUGUGUGUGCAUUUUGGAGGGUUUAUUUUGUUUUUUCAUACCCCUGUUCCUCUGUCGAUUGCAGUUAACCCGAAAUGAGUUGUCGUUCAGUGGAAGCUCUUCCCUUUGCUCUUUUUCUUGCACUGGCUCCACCCAGACGCCUUGUUUUUUGCUGUAUAGACCACAACGGCCGACACAAUGAUCUGUCAGAGCAACAAAAUGAUUUAUCAUAGUUUAAUAAAAAUCUAUGAUGGCACUAUAUAAA